Messenger RNA from Astyanax mexicanus (Mexican tetra), 983 nucleotides. It is a transcript of the gene crabp1a, whose product is annotated as cellular retinoic acid binding protein 1a. The record is from RefSeq and is a predicted model, not a curated record. Gene Ontology annotation, biological process: fatty acid transport. NCBI's taxonomy places the organism in Eukaryota, Metazoa, Chordata, Actinopteri, Characiformes, Acestrorhamphidae. The transcript is spliced from 4 exons. Gene Ontology annotation, cellular component: nucleus; cytosol. Bases 257 to 673 code for a protein of 138 amino acids. Gene Ontology annotation, molecular function: fatty acid binding.
ACUCGAGGCCGUGUCUGGAGUGAGUGGUGCAGCAAGAGAGAGAGAGAGAGAGAGAGAGAGAGAGAGAGAGUAUAUUUGUGUAAGGAGUAAGGAAGACAGUUGAAGCCAUAGAGGGAGGGAGAGAGAGGGAGAGGGAGGGGAGGAUAAGAGAGCGAGAGUGAAAAAGAGUGAAAAGAGGAGCAGAAGAGGGAGAGAAAGCGAGAAAGAGUGAGCAGAACGAACUGCAGGUUGUCCUGGACAAACCCUGACUGAGAUAAUGCACCCCAACUUCGCCGGCACUUGGAAGAUGAAGAGCAGUGAGAAUUUUGAUGAACUUCUUAAAGCACUGGGCGUAAACGCCAUGCUCCGGAAGGUGGCUGGGGCAGCCGCUGCCAAACCCCAUGUGGAGAUCCGACAGGACGGAGAGCAAUUCUACAUUAAGACCUCCACCACUGUGCGCACCACAGAGAUCAACUUCCACGUUGGAGAGGAGUUCGAUGAGGAGACUGUGGAUGGCAGGAAGUGUAAGAGUUUGGCCACAUGGGAGACGGACAAUAAGAUCUACUGCAAGCAGACACUGGUGGAUGGUGAUGGACCCAAGACAUUUUGGUCCAGGGAGCUGCGAGGGGAUGAACUCAUACUGAUAUUUGGAGCUGACGAUGUGGUGUGUACACGGAUCUACAUGCGAGAAUGAUGCCCCACACACCGGACAAGGUGGCAACAGAAAGUCAUAAAGCACUCAGUAGUCUAAAAGCCCCCUCUAUCUCUUCAAAUCCCCCAGAUUCAGUCAACAUGCAUCUUCUUCAGUGUGGUAUUGAAUUUGAUGUGCAUCUUAAUUUCAGCAUCUUUUAUCUGGUCAUUCAUGCAUGUCCAGUUAUGCCAUUGCGAUGGUUCUGUGAUAAAACCUUGGUGUAGUCAUGCCGCCUCCAUUCAAUGUUUUACUUUUGUGUAUUUUAUUGGUAUUGCAUUUACAAAACAGGAAUAAAAAUGGAACAAACGACUAA